AAAAUGCCUUUACACACACGCCAAGAAAUUCCGUCACACGAGCCAAUCACUACUUUCUUUACUUACGUUGGGCCGGACUUUGUCAUUGAAUGACAACGGCGAUGUUGAUCUGUGUAUACCGUAAGCUUUCCCACGAGUCCCAUCUUGCUCUGAUAUACCAAAAGUGACACCGUCAGCGAAAGGACAGAAAGCCGACGUGAAGGACUGUAACAGUACCUGUACAUAUGGAGGGUUCAGAAAAAAUCCCCGAUGUGUCCUCCACAGCAUCGGAAACCAGAAAAAACUCGAAACCUGUAAUGGAAAAGAAAAGAAGAGCGAGAAUAAAUGCUAGUUUGGCGGAAUUGAAAUCCCUUUUAUUGGAUGUAAUGAAAUCUGAGGGCACUCGCCAAAAUAAAAUGGAGAAAGCUGAUAUAUUGGAAAUGACGGUUCGUCAUCUACGGCAAUUACAACGACAACAGUUUUCUGCAUUAAAUGCCACGGAUCCUGUUGUGAUUAAUAAAUAUCGACUUGGCUUUAACGAGUGUGCUAGUGAAGUUAGCAAAUACCUAUCCAAUACAGACGGAUUAAAUGCAGAAUUUCGAGCCCGACUUUUAAAUCAUCUGGCAAAUGUAACCAUGAAUGUAGAACCGGAAGAAAACAAGGAUUUAUCACCAAAGUCUUCUACCAUGAACAGAACUAAUUACAAUGCCCCUUACCCUAUAAAAACAAACAACUUAAACGUCGUUCAUUCCAACACCGGAAGUCCUUUAAAGGUGAAAGGGAAUCCUGUUCAAAUCUCAAAUAGUAUAGCAACAGAUGGUUUACAAAAUUUUGAGAAAAAUAACAAUGCACAGAAACUAGAAAAUGUGGUCUGUACUGAACAAAAUGUUACUUCAAAAGUAAUCCAUGGUGUUCACACUUUCCCAACACAGAUGUCUUCUGGAGAAGUUGCAUUCAUUAUUCCUGCAGCCAAUAUGUUGCAGUACGGAGCAAUACCAAAUUACGUCAUCCCUGUAAUACAGCCCCAGGGCGCCAUUCAGAUCGCCACCUCGUCCAGUAACAUCAUUCAAGCUCAGCAGACAAUGCCGAUCGCAUACUCAGGGACUACAUCUACGCCUCACAGCAUCGUUUCUUCUGUGGUUCCAAAUACAAGCUUCAUAACAUCCACAAACAACACUAUGAACCUACCUGUCGGUUUAGUAUCGUCUGAAAAUGGAGCUUUUGUGGUACAACAUCGCGAGCAAUCUCCCCAAUUCACGUCACUUCCUGUUACAACUAAUCAUACGCAAGUCACUCACGUGCAGGAUAUUGACUUGUCUUCAAACAAUAAUAACAAAGUGAAUGAAGGGGAAUCACCAUUUAGAUCCCGUGGAAUAGUGCCUUCUAUCAAACCUCGGAACCCACCACGAGAACUAGACAAAUCAGACCCAAUGUGGAGACCAUGGUGAACUCACUAAAGAGCCAGCGUUUCCUUAGCGCUACAUAUUAAAAUAUUUUUAAGACACUGUGGAAAUGUUUAUCAUUGAAUAAUUAUGAAGUUGUCUUAAAAAAUGGAAAAUGUAUAUGUUUACUUUUUUUUUCAAAUUUAACAUCUUACAACUUUAAAUGCUUUUAUAUUUAGUGCAAUGUGUUCAAUGAACUAUUACUAUGCAACACUGUGAUAUUUAUAUUAAAGUGCUUCGAUAUCAUUUUACAUUAUAGCUUUAUUGAGGAGAAUGUAUUUUUAAACUGAUGAAAUAAGUUUCAUCAUUCUAUUUGUCUUCCAAGAAAACGCAUUUAAUAAAGAGCCAGAUAUAAUA
This is a messenger RNA of Magallana angulata, 1778 nucleotides long. Its product is annotated as protein hairy-like. Gene Ontology annotation, cellular component: nucleus. The coding region runs from base 225 to 1427 and encodes 400 amino acids. The record is from RefSeq and is a predicted model, not a curated record. The transcript has 4 exons. Lineage: Eukaryota; Metazoa; Mollusca; Bivalvia; Ostreida; Ostreidae. Gene Ontology annotation, biological process: regulation of transcription by RNA polymerase II; anterior/posterior pattern specification; regulation of neurogenesis. Gene Ontology annotation, molecular function: RNA polymerase II cis-regulatory region sequence-specific DNA binding; DNA-binding transcription factor activity, RNA polymerase II-specific; protein dimerization activity.